AUGUCGAUGCUUCGAACCAUAAAACCUAAAAAUGCCAGAGUGAAACGAGCCUUGAAGGAGAGAGAACCUCAGGUGGUGGAGAAUGAGAAGACUGCGAUUUUCGUUAGGGGACAGAGUACGAGUGAUAUCGUUAGGAAUGUGAUGAAGGAUUUGUAUGCCCUCAAACAACCCCACGCGAUCAAUUUCUCCCGUAAAAACGAUAUCCACCCAUUUGAAGAUACAGCUUCCCUAGAGUUCUUCUCCAAUAAGAACGAUGCGAGCUUGUUCGUGACCGGCUUACACAGCAAAAAGAGACCUCAUAACUUAGUAUUCACGAGGAUGUUCGAUGGGCGGGUGUUGGAUAUGUUGGAAUUGGGUGUGGAAGGGUUCAAAGGUAUGGGUGAUUUUGAUUCACCAAAAUCAUCCGUUGGUAUUCGACCACUAAUGAUAUUCCACUCCGAUCUCUUCGAUACUCACUCAAAAUAUCAACUCAUCAAAUCAUUCUUACUAGAUUUCUACAAUGGUCAUGCCCUUAGUGAAAUCCCCUUGAUUGGCGGUAUAGAACAUGUCAUCUCAAUCACUGCGGGUCCCCUUCCUCAAGAUCAUGAUGAGAAUACAGACAAAAAUUUACCAAAGGUUCAUUUUAGAGUAUAUACCGUUAAACUUCUUGCAUCGGGAAGUAAGGUACCAAAGUUACAGUUGACCGAGAUGGGACCAUCGAUCGAUUUUGCGGUAAGGAGAGUACAGGAUGCGGAUGAAGAGAUGUUGAAGAUGGCUUUGAAGAGACCUAAGAUAGCUAAGAGCGAUGUUGAGAGUGGAUUAGGAAAGAAGAAGAAGAAUAUCGAAACUGAUUCGAUGGGUGAUAAGGUCGGUAAAUUACAUUUGGAAAGACAGGAUCUGUCGAAGAUGCAAGGAAGAAAGAUGAAGGGAUUGAAAUUUAGGAAAGAGAGACCUUCUGCUGAAGAGAUGCAAGUUGAUGAUGAAGAGUAG
Molecule: messenger RNA, 969 nt
Organism: Kwoniella mangroviensis CBS 8507
Lineage: Eukaryota; Fungi; Basidiomycota; Tremellomycetes; Tremellales; Cryptococcaceae
Exons: 4
Coding region: 1-969 (322 amino acids)
Biological process (GO): ribosomal large subunit assembly; maturation of LSU-rRNA from tricistronic rRNA transcript (SSU-rRNA, 5.8S rRNA, LSU-rRNA)
Cellular component (GO): nucleolus
Molecular function (GO): rRNA binding
Source: RefSeq, a predicted model, not a curated record